Messenger RNA from Bufo gargarizans (Asiatic toad), 1437 nucleotides. RefSeq names its product ribosomal protein L3 like (gene RPL3L). The transcript is spliced from 10 exons. Gene Ontology annotation, cellular component: cytosolic large ribosomal subunit; ribosome. Gene Ontology annotation, biological process: ribosomal large subunit assembly; translation. Gene Ontology annotation, molecular function: RNA binding; structural constituent of ribosome. Lineage: Eukaryota; Metazoa; Chordata; Amphibia; Anura; Bufonidae. The record is from RefSeq and is a predicted model, not a curated record. Bases 152 to 1375 code for a protein of 407 amino acids.
GGUUCCCGGCAUACCCCUUGCCUCUGAAAUGAAUAUAGAAGCUUAUGAAGCCUGAAGCUAAAUUUGUGCCUCCAACUUCUUAAGUAUCACGGUUGGAUCAGCACUUGGCAAAGGUCUCCUUCCUCCAGCAGCCAGCUCCGGGACAAGUCCUAUGUCUCAUCGUAAGUUCUCAGCUCCCCGUCAUGGACAUCUUGGGUUCUUACCCCAUAAGCGAAGCAAACGUCACCGGGGUAAAGUGAAGACUUGGCCAAAAGAUGACCCUAGCAAACCUGUUCACCUUACAGCCUUCCUCGGCUACAAGGCUGGGAUGACCCACACUCUGCGGGAGAUCCACCGACCGGGACUUAAGGUUUCUAAGCGUGAAGAAGUAGAAGCAGUAACGAUCAUAGAAACCCCUCCACUGAUCAUGGUGGGGAUAGUGGGAUAUGUGGAGACUCCUCGAGGCUUGAAAGGUUUGAAGACCAUAUUUGCUGAGCACAUCAGUGAUGAAUGCAAGAGGCGCUUCUAUAGGAAUUGGUAUAAGAGCAAGAAGAAGGCCUUUACAAAGUAUUGCAAGAAAUGGCAGGAUGAACAAGGCAAGAAACAGCUUGAAAAAGACUUUGCUGCCAUGAAGAAAUACUGCAAGGUUAUCCGGGUUAUAGUGCAUACUCAGAUGAAACUCCUGCCCUUCCGGCAAAAGAAGGCACACGUCAUGGAGAUCCAGCUUAAUGGUGGGACCAUCUCUGAAAAGGUAGACUGGGCCCAUGAAAAACUGGAAAAGCAAAUACCAGUGAGCACCGUCUUCGGCCAGGAUGAGAUGAUCGAUGUAAUCGGUGUAACCAAGGGAAAGGGAAUGAAAGGUGUAACUUCACGUUGGCACACCAAGAAGUUACCUCGCAAAACACACAAGGGUUUACGUAAGAUAGCCUGCAUUGGAGCCUGGCACCCUGCUCGUGUUUCCUACACCAUAGCCCGAGCUGGACAGAAGGGCUACCACCAUCGUACAGAGAUCAACAAGAAGAUUUAUCGGAUUGGCAGAGGUAUCCACCUUGAGGAUGGAAAGGUUGUGAAGAACAAUGCAGCAACACAGUACGACAUCACAAACAAGUCCAUCACACCACUGGGAGGUUUCCCACAUUAUGGUCAAGUAAACAACGACUAUGUCAUGGUUAAGGGGUGUGUCGUAGGAAGCAAGAAGCGUGUCCUUACCCUCAGGAAGUCUUUGUUGGUCCACACAAGUCGUCGUGCCUUGGAGCCCAUUGAACUGAAAUUUAUCGACACCACAUCUAAAUUUGGCCAUGGAUGCUUCCAGACAGACCAGGAGAAGAGGGCUUUCCUGGGACCCCAGAAGAAGCAUCUGAUAAAAGAAAAACUGGAACCAUCAGGGGAGCUGUAGGCUUGGUGAUGCCAUUUUAUGUUUAAUUGGUCAAGGAAUGAUAAUAAAAAUGGCCUUAUGAA